AUGAUUGGUGAUUACUACAUCACGGUCCGCCCAUGGCGGCGCAACUUUAAUCCACAAUGGGCUGAAGUAGCGACGACAAUGGUCUGGGGGCGCUUGCCGGGGCUCCCGAGGGAAUUCAUAAACAAGGAGGCAGUCGAGCGUAUUGCUGGGAAGAUAGGUCGUCCAGUUCGGGUCGACAAUGCAACAGAAACUGGAGAUAGGGGAAAAUUUGCGAGGGUUAGUGUUGAGGUUGAUCUCACAAAACCGUUGUUAUCGCAAUACAAGAUCGAGGGUAUUACAUACUACAUUGAAUACGAAGGGCUGUUCCGCAUCUGUACCGAAUGCGGGAAGUAUGGUCAUGUGAAAGCAACGUGCCCAACACUGGCCAAAAAUCCUGCCUCGCCUCAGCCUGAAUCGCACAGCCCAAAGGAUGAUAGCAACGCACAAAACCUCUACGGGGAGUGGAUGACGGUUCAGCCUCGAGGCAGGAAUGGGAAGAGAGGAAGAGGAGCUUUGGCGGGUUCGAUAGAUGAUGGGGGCCAUGGUAACAUAUUGGGACAAAAAGAGAACCUGGCGACAGGAUCCCGCUUUGCGGUAUUGGAGGAAAAUCCCAUGCAGGGCGUGAUCAGUACCCAUGCAAACCCUUCCAAUAUUGAGCCAAACGUUGACAAGGAUGGUGAAAUGAGUACAGAUCAGAUGGUCACAGAGAAGCCUAAUGAAGAGUCCAUUGUGAUGGCCCCUUCCAAGAACUCGGGAGACUUGGGGGAAGAGCAACCCUCAGCGACCGUGGGAAACCAUAGCAAGGCAGUUGAGAAAACAGUAGGGCCGCCGGAAAAAGCUGGAAAGGAACGAAGAGAAGCCUCAGUUGGGGCGCACAAACCUCCAAAGGGAAGCUCUGACCCGGCUGAGGCCAUAGCCAAACUGUAUAACGGCAAAGAGGCUACGAAGCAGCUGGGAGCAAUAAAUGGGAGCAAUGGGACCUCGCGAAAACAGGAGCAAGCCUUGGCCUAA
Linum tenue is the source of this 990-nucleotide messenger RNA. The record is from the annotation of a GenBank genome assembly. NCBI's taxonomy places the organism in Eukaryota, Viridiplantae, Streptophyta, Magnoliopsida, Malpighiales, Linaceae.